Molecule: messenger RNA, 6024 nt
Organism: Clarias gariepinus (North African catfish)
Lineage: Eukaryota; Metazoa; Chordata; Actinopteri; Siluriformes; Clariidae
Gene: kcnh3
Product: potassium voltage-gated channel, subfamily H (eag-related), member 3
Exons: 15
Coding region: 87-3671 (1194 amino acids)
Biological process (GO): regulation of membrane potential; potassium ion transmembrane transport
Cellular component (GO): membrane
Molecular function (GO): voltage-gated potassium channel activity
Source: RefSeq, a predicted model, not a curated record
CCGGGACCUCGCGCUUCCUGUCCGGCUUUGGCUCUGAUCAGCAGGAGUCGAGUCGGGCUGCGCGGAGCCGCUCCACGCGGAGCAGGAUGCCGGUGAUGAGGGGACUGCUCGCCCCGCAGAACACCUUCCUGGACACCAUCGCCACGCGCUUCGACGGCACCCAUAGCAACUUUGUGCUGGGGAACGCCCAGGUACAGUCCCUCUACCCCAUUGUGUACUGCUCGGACGGCUUCUGCGAGCUCACAGGCUAUGCUCGUGCUGAGCUGAUGCAGAAGAGCUGUGCGUGCAACUUUCUCUACGGGCCGGAGACGAGCGACAGGCUGACCGGGCAAAUCCAGAGCGCUCUGGACGACCGACGGGAAUUCAAGACCGAGCUGGUUUUCUACAAGAAAGGAGGUACUCAGUUCUGGUGUCUGCUGGAUAUCGUGCCCAUUAAGAAUGAGAAAGGAGAGGUCGUGCUGUUCCUCGUCUCCCAUAAAGACAUCACGGAUAAUAAGAAAGACCAGGAUGAAGAACAGUGUCCGGAGAUGGAUGAGGAGACCGGACUGGAGGUUCACAAGGUCACACGGCCUCAGGGUUUCAACGCUAACCGGCGCCGCAGCCGUGCCGUGCUCUACCAGCUCUCAGGACACCUGCAGAAACAGGACAAGAGCAAACUCAAGAUUAAUAACAACAUGUUUGGUGAGAAGCCUCCCAUCCCAGAGUACAAGGUAGCAGCCAUACAGAAGUCUCGCUUUAUUCUUCUCCAUUACGGUACCUUCAAGGCUGGCUGGGAUUGGUUGAUUCUUUUAGCCACCUUUUACGUGGCAGUCACUGUUCCCUAUAACGUGUGUUUCACUGUGGUCGGCGGACGCGACGAUGUAACACCCAGAAGUCCCCCGAGUGUCAGCGACAUCUUAGUGGAGAUCCUUUUUAUGCUAGAUAUCCUGUUGAAUUUCCGCACCACGUUUGUGAGCACAUCAGGCCAGGUGGUGUACGAUGCUCGCUCCAUCUGUGUGCACUACGUCACCACCUGGCUCUUUGUGGACCUAAUCGCCGCACUACCCUUUGACCUGCUAUAUGCGUUUAAUGUCAGUGUGUACUUUGGAGUCCAUCUACUAAAAACAGUCCGGUUGUUAAGACUCCUGCGUUUACUACAGAAGCUAGAGCGCUACUCGCAGUACAGCGCCGUGGUGCUCACCUUGCUCAUGUCGAUGUUUGCUCUGCUUGCUCACUGGAUGGCGUGCGUCUGGUACUUCAUUGGACGCAGUGAGAUCGAGAACAACACGCGUGGAUCUUGGGACAUUGGCUGGCUGCAUGAGUUAGCAAAACGUCUGGACACGCCAUAUUUCCUCUCUCCGAUCACAUCCCUCCUUCCAGACUCACUGAGGCCCAACAACCUGGAUGGCCUGAAUGGCACUGUAAGCCAAUGGAACUCCACCAGCAGUGAUAUAGUGGGGCAGGACUCUGCAGCGAACUCCAGCCAGUGGAACGGGACCGGGGCGGGGUCACCGGAUGAGGUGUUGAGUGGCGGCCCGUCAGUGCGGAGCUCCUACGUUACGUCGCUCUACUUCGCUUUAAGCAGUUUGACCAGCGUGGGCUUCGGCAACGUCUCAGCUAACACUGACUCUGAGAAGAUCUUCUCCAUUUGCACCAUGCUGAUCGGAGCGCUGAUGCAUGCCGUGGUUUUCGGGAAUGUGACAGCCAUCAUCCAGCGCAUGUACUCCCGCCGCUCGCUUUACCACACACGCACCAAAGACCUGAAGGACUUCAUCCGCGUUCACCGGCUGCCCAAGGCUUUGGAACAACGCAUGUUGGAGUGCUUUCAGACCACCUGGUCUGUUAACAAUGGCAUCGACGUCAGCGAGCUGCUGAAGGACUUUCCCGACGAGCUGCGAGCUGACAUCGCCAUGCACCUCAACAAGGAGCUGCUGCAGUUGCCGCUUUUCGAAUCGGCCAGUCGUGGGUGCCUACGCUCGCUCUCGCUCAUCAUUAAGACGUCGUUCUGCGCACCCGGAGAGUUCCUUAUCCGUCAGGGCGACGCGCUGCAGGCCAUCUAUUUUGUGUGCUCAGGCUCGAUGGAAGUUCUCAAGGACAACACAGUACUGGCCAUACUGGGUAAAGGCGACCUGAUCGGCUCGGACUCUCUGACGAGGGAGCAGGUGAUUAAGACCAACGCCAACGUGAAAGCCCUGACCUACUGUGACCUGCAGUACAUCAGCCUGAAGGGGUUGCGCGAGGUGCUGCGCCUCUACCCGGAGUACGCCCAGAAAUUCAUCAGCGAGAUCCAGCACGACCUCACCUACAACCUGCGCGAGGGCAACAACGCGGACGUGGACUGGGAGAGCAACGGCGGCCUGGUGAAGAAACUGCCCUCGAUUCGUGAGGACGAGGAGAAUGACGAAGAGCAGCACUCCGUGUCACGUGCCCCUCGCUCGCCCCUGCGUCUUACGAGGGGGCUCAGCUCACCCCUGCGCUCACCCCUCCUGCCCCCGCGGCCCUUUCGUCCACCGACCGAUCACAGCCGCCCGGCUACGCUUCAGAUCCCCGUGGUCAGCUUCAGCAGUGCCCCUCCGGAGCUCAGCCCUAGGUUUGUGGACGGCAUUGAGACAGAGAGCAAUUCUGGUUCAGUGCAGAGGUUUGAGUUCAGCUCUAGCCUACCUCAUAGUGCCCCUCCAUCCCCCUCUCCAGUAAGCCAAGACCAUGUGGAAACCAGGCAGAGCAUCAGCAAACUGAGCGAAGAGAUGAACUGCUUGUCAAAACAGGUCUCUCAGCUCAGUCAGGAAUUGCAGGAGAUGACUCGUCUCCUUCGGCCUCUGUUCCUCACUGCUGCUCAGCCACACCUCUCAACCCCACCACCACCAGUGAGUGUACCUGGCAGUGGUCUGUCCAUAAACUCACCUGCAGUCCCACAUCCUCUAGCACCACCCUGCUCUCUUUUGGACAUUGCAGACCCGGGGGCGGUGGUAGGUCUUCCCAGCUGCCUCAUACCCACCAGCCCACCACAGAGACCGCAAUCCCAUGUGGUUUGUUCAAAUGGCUCCCCUCAUGCCAGCCUGUCCCAUUUAGAGACUAUUCAAAAAGUUGGCGCAGGGGCAGGGCAGCACAAUAUCCCUCUUGGCCCUACCAAUGGCUAUGGGCAGGCAGCUCCAGACCGGCUUGCCUCUUGUACCACUUCCCCCUCUCUUUCCUUCUCGCUGUCUAUAUCAUCUUCACGCUCCCAGUCACCGUCUUUGACACCUUGUCAAGGACCACACCCCUCCUGCCCCAACAGCUGUACACAGGGCCUGUUAUUUCCCCCAUCAUCACAAGACAUCUCACCACCUACCCAGGACAUCCCACCCCCACCACAUUCACAUUGCUCAGCACCUGCUUCCCUAAGUAACUCCCCUGGAGACCACAGACUGAGGAGUGAUCCCUCUCCAGCCUCCUCUGCCUCUACACCCCUACUUCAGACCCUGCCUUGUUCCUCACCAUCCUGCCCACACACCUCCCCUCUGUUGCUCUGUUCCCUGAGAGAUGGCCAGGGGUCUGUGGGCUUCCCAUGGCACCAGCAGACCUCUAGUUAUGCCCAGGCAGCGUCUGGCACUGAGCAGCCUCAGCUGGAACUGGAGAUGCAGGAGUGGGAUACAGGAGCAAAGAGCUCAACAGAGCACCUCAGCUUCAUCGAUGAGGAAGGACCACCACUGUGAAUGCCAUAGGGAGGAUGGGAGAAGAGCAGUAGCACAGCACAACCAGGAGUUGGACUGCAGCAUAUCAAUACAUAAAGUGAGGGUGGAAGGAUAAUAUGAAAAGUUUGAAUGUUAUCCAGAAAGUAAAUCAGGGUCCAUCCACCCUACAAAUGGGCAACUUGAGCUGCUUUUCUUCAAGACUAUGGCUUUCAUAACUUGUUGUGAUGGCAUCUCACACCAUCUCAACACACCAAAAUCUGACACCAGCCAAUCCCAACCAUAUCAGCACAGAGGGUACUGUGCCUCUUUGGACAGACAAGAGCUCUUCUCCAGUGGCAUUAUAAGACGCAAAGCUCAAUUUGGCAUGGUGCAUGGCAACCAAAAUCUGUAACAAACCAACCAAACCCAGCAAACUUUGUAAUAAAAACUUGACCUAUGAAGAGUUCCGGUUGGUUAUUCUGCAUGGGUACAUGUUGUUCUUAUAGGCCUGAAUAUGGAAGAUGGCACAUGUUUUCAAUCUCAUGUUACUCUUCUGUACUGCCAAAACAUUAGUGCUUUAUGUAUAAUCAACCAUUGUUCACAAAUGCAUCUACUUGCUCUGAUUUUUCACAGUGAUUAGAUAGAUGAAUGAAUGUGUUACACCACAGCACAUAUCACUCUGUUUCUUCACCCAAUUUGAGCACAAGUAGCCAACACGUGUCCAUGUCUAGUCCUGUAUGUUGGACAUUUAUUUACACUGAGAAUGUCGAGCUCAUCCCAACUUUACACAGCAAACGAAUUUAUACACCAAUCAGUCAUAACAUUAACACAACGACCAGAUGAAUUGAAUUACAUUUAUUAUCAAUUAUACAUCAGUAAACUGGUGACUGGAUCCUCGGCACCCAGGGGAGCAAAGGCUGGCCUGUCUGGUUUUAUCCCACAAAAAAUUUAUAAUUUUUUUUUAUUCGGGUCACAAUAGAAAGGUAUCAGAACACCCAGUCUAACCCAGCUGACGGCACAUGGGGCCCAGCAAGCAAAGAGCCCAAGGCUGCCAACCUAGCUACCAGAUCCCAAUCCAAUUGGGAUGGACCAGACACACAAGUCCUAUCCACAGAGGCAACCCACAGCACCCAAAGGAUUGACAGCCAACAUCCUGGUGCCAGCCAACACAGCACACCCUCAGAGACCCUGCAGAGCCGCACCCCAAAAGGUUCAGAGCUGCCCUGGUUGCACAAGGGGAUCCCGAAACCUAUGUGAUAUCUCCUCCCUAAUAAUAAUAAUUUAAAGGUUAUGGCUGAUUGAUGUAUAUCAUGCCUUAUUUUAUCAAUUUCUUUACAGAGGUUUAACAGUAUAUUGUGACAGAUUUAUCUCAUUGCCCUCAUUGACAUGAUGAUUAUAAGGCUACUGAACAAAAUGUAUGAUUUUGAAUAAGUGAUAUGAAAAGGGUAGCCAUCCCUUUUGGUUUACAUAAAUUACACACACAUAAUGUCAUAUACCAUGUGGUUGUUACAUGGAAUUAUGGCCAAUAGCCCAGCGUGGUUCUCUGAGGAGCUUCAGUCUCGAAAUGUGACCACAACAGGCAUUACAACAAGACAAUCACAACAAACUUCUGAUAGGGACCCAGACAGACAUACAAAAUAUGCCAGCUACAAAUCAUACUGCCCUAGGCUGGCAUGCCAAAUAGUGGGAAGACUGAGUAUGUCGAUGUAAGACAGCAUGCCAAAUAGUGUCCAUUUGGGAGGCCCAGUAACAUAUGGUGGCAUGCCAAACAGCCAACAGACUAUAAACUGCACCUACGGGAUAGAUCUAGUGAUGGAAGUAAAUCCGCAGGUGCAAGUUUGAAUAAAACAACAAAACACACGCAGCUUUAGCCAUCCAGCCACGUGUGCCUUUCCUAUAACCAUCCAACAUCUCCAGAACAUCUCCCCAUUCGUUUUCUGUUCAUUCUUACAAAAAGGUUUCAGUCAUAUGUCAUAUGUUAACGAGCACUGCACUUUUAUCACCUAACUAUUAUUUAUUUAACUAUUUAUUUGUCUAUUUAUUUGUUUAUUUGCCAAUCACACUGAAUGAAAAGUGAAUUCUUCUAAGUAGAAAGUGCUCAGGUGAAUAUUUCUACACUCUGUUUCAUUUGACCAAACCUAUAAAAGCAAGUUUAUUGUCAACUCGGUCACAUUCAGUGAUGGUGUCAAGCUGCAACGUUUCUGCAGCCGAAACGAACCAAGGUUCACAAGCUUGAGGAAACACCAUCACAAUGUCUUAUGAAUAUACAGAGGUCCAAACACUAAGCACGGGCUUCUACCGGUCAUCUUGCUUAAGUAGGGACACGUCAUUCUCGAAUCUAUUUUCUUUACCUAGGAACUGUGUAGGGGUGCCGGGAUGUGGGUAGGGUUGUUAA